UUGAACAACAUUCAACCCAAGUGACGUUGGGUGCAUAAAAUUAACAAACAUGGAUGAAUUUUAGGCCCUAAGUAAUAUCUCCUUAUCCUUCUGGAACAUGCCAAAAUUAUUGUGAAAUUAAUUUCUUGAACCAAUUAUGAGAUGCGGUACCCAAUAUGGACACACACCGGCAGAUUCUGGUGGCAUUUGACCGAAAAUUUGUCGCAGAAGUGUUUGCUGCGAAAAAAACAAUUAUCGCCCUUUAGUUCGUUUGUGACUAGGAACUAUAGCAACGAUACCCUAAAUCUCCCGGCGGCUGCGAGUCUGUUGCAAAAUGAUGAUAAAGGGACGGUCGUGUUGCUCGGCACCGUGCACUUUAGUAAAAACUCCGUGGAGGAUGUAUCCCAGGUAGUGAAAGCAUUGAAUCCUAACGGAAUUCUGGUGGAAUUGUGCCGUCAAAGAGUUUCGUUAUUGGAGCUAGACGAAAAAAAGUUCAUAGAGGAUGCCAAAAAAUUCGACGCAGCCAAAAUGAAACAAGCCAUGAAGGGGCAGAACGUUGUGUCCGGUAUGCUGCACGGCAUGCUUCUCAAGACAUACGCGGACAUAGCGAAGGAGCUGGGAGUGGCGCCAGGCGGGGAAUUCCGCAGGGCCUACCAUGAAAUGCAGAAAAUACCAGGUUGCAAAAUGUAUCUCGGCGAUAGACCCAUCCAAAUAACGAUAGCCAGAGCAUUUCAGUCUUUAAGCGUUUUUGAGCUUGGCCAAGUGCUAUAUCAUUUGACGUCGUCAAGCCAAGCCAAACCGUUAGACAAGCGCGCAUUGGAAAGAUACAAGGAUAAAGACUUCGUGGCAGCUCAGUUUGAGGAGAUCACUCGGGACGUGCCAGCUUUCAAAAAGAUAUUUCAUGUGUUCGUCGACGAACGCGAUCGAUGUCUAGCCUAUUCGUUACAGGAGUGUGUUCGUAAUACUACUAAUCAUGCAAGGGUAUUAGCCGUCGUAGGAAUGGGCCAUGUGGAUGGCAUUACUAAAUACUACGGCCAUAUGAAGCAGGAGGAUAUCCUACCACUUCUUCGGAUUCCACAGCCGCCGUUGUAUUCUGUAUUGUUUUGGAAUGGCCUCAAAUAUACGUUUUAUUUUCUGGUGUUUUCAUUCUUCUACAGAUUGAUAUUUGGUUAAGUAGGCUCCAUUGAGACAGGUUUGUUGAAAAUGUAAAUUUCAGCAGUUGUAAUUAUUUAAGCUAAGUUAUUUAUAAUAAAUAAUUACAAACAAUCA
Cydia fagiglandana is the source of this 1248-nucleotide messenger RNA. RefSeq names its product traB domain-containing protein-like. The record is from RefSeq and is a predicted model, not a curated record. Bases 142 to 1152 code for a protein of 336 amino acids. The transcript is spliced from 8 exons. Lineage: Eukaryota; Metazoa; Arthropoda; Insecta; Lepidoptera; Tortricidae.